CGGAGUUCCCGUUAAAUCUCCAGCCAGGAUCACCUCACACGAGAAGGAGGAAAGCAGCUACUCUUCCUGCCCGCCGUUUAAAAAAAGACUGAGCCAGAUUAACCAAUAUUUCUUUGCCUUUAUCUGCUCUGUAGAGACACCGCAACAUGUCUUUCUGUCAGUUUUUUGGCGGUGAGAUCUACAAGGAUCAUUUCAAACCAGGUAUGUAUGUGUGCUCCAAGUGUAACCAUCCCCUGUUCUCCAGUCGGUCCAAGUUCGCCCACUCGUCUCCUUGGCCAGCUUUCACAGACACAAUCAGAGAGGACAGUGUCACCAAGAUGAUGGAGACUCUCACUGCCUACAAGGUUCUGUGUGGCAAGUGUGGCAACGGGCUGGGCCAUGAGUUUGUGAAUGACGGUCCAGAAGAGGGAGUCUCACGUUUUUGAAUAUUCAGCCACUCGCUCAAGUUUGUCCCCAGCAAAGGAAAGGACAAACAGUAAAGAGCGAGGUAUGAGUUUUCACUCCAGCUGCUGUAUCUGCUGCUCGGUCCAGGACGUGUGAACAGGUCGGGUCAGCGGAUGAUGUGGACAGGAGAAAGGCCUCGGGAGGGACGUCCUGUCCACUGAAGAAUCUUUGACCAGCCUGUGACACCUCUGCAAAUAUUCCUUUACAAAACUUUGUCAUAUUUCUUGAAUACCUCAUGAUUAUUAUUAUGUAUCUCUUAAUAAAAAUGUAUCAGUAGAUGCAUGUCUUUGUAGCAACAAAUUAGCCUUACAACAGUUCAAAAUAUUUAUCAGGCACUCGCCAGUUAUUGCUGCUAUUGUUUUCACUUUAAUUUACAUCAUACUGCCUGUAUCAUUUACCUCCCCAAGGUAAAUGUAACCACAUUAUCUAUGCACUGGAGAAACCCAUUGUUCUAGUCAGUCUGCACUUUUGUUAUCUGUUCUAUUUUGAAAAUACACAGUAGCAAAGAAACUGUUCAUACUACUGUAUGGAUCAGAUGCAUUUCAGCUCCUUACAUGAACUGUAAGCUUCUAUAUUUUUGCCUGAGCAAAGAAGCAGAAUACUACAUCUCUCAGAACAUUUGUGCAUUUGCAUUCAAUUUUGAAAAACUCAGAUCAGAGUCAAAAGUGUAGCGGAAAUAUAAUGGAAGUUUUUAAUUUAUCCUCCAUGGUGAUAGUAUAUUGAAACUCAUAUAAAGGAACAAACAAUAAAUUAUAGUUUGAUA
Molecule: messenger RNA, 1207 nt
Organism: Lates calcarifer (barramundi perch)
Lineage: Eukaryota; Metazoa; Chordata; Actinopteri; Centropomidae
Gene: msrb1b
Product: methionine sulfoxide reductase B1b
Exons: 4
Molecular function (GO): peptide-methionine (R)-S-oxide reductase activity
Source: RefSeq, a predicted model, not a curated record